This is a messenger RNA of Magallana angulata, 5252 nucleotides long. Its product is annotated as protocadherin-23-like. Lineage: Eukaryota; Metazoa; Mollusca; Bivalvia; Ostreida; Ostreidae. The record is from RefSeq and is a predicted model, not a curated record. Gene Ontology annotation, cellular component: cell-cell junction; membrane. Gene Ontology annotation, biological process: homophilic cell-cell adhesion. The transcript is spliced from 17 exons. Bases 60 to 2588 code for a protein of 842 amino acids. Gene Ontology annotation, molecular function: calcium ion binding.
CAGUAUAUCUUCAACACCUUUUGCAAUGUCCGAUCAGAUUAAUAUUCACACUGUCAGAGAUGAAUUUAUUGAUUGAGAGGAGAAUAAUAUUUCUUCGUAUAUUGUUUUUAAUAAUAUAUUUUACAGCUGAAGUUGACUGUGCAUGCAAUUUCGGCGGCGAUCCAUCUUCACACAUUGACGUGAUAGAAAGUUGUUCAAGUUGUCAAUACAUCAUCCCUGCCUACGGAUCUUCAUGCUGUGGAAGUCUGUCAAGAGUGAAGUUCUGGAGCAGCAACUAUGGAUUGAUUGAUUUUCAAGUCUGGAAGGAAACGGCACCAAAUGUCUACGAGUUGACCCACACCUUUAACUACUAUGUUCCAGAAGUGAAUGCAACGUUAACCGUGUAUACAGGCAAUGACAUCUUGAUAGAAAAAAAUGACGUCAUUGGCUGGUACUCAAGUGGUGACGACAUCAUCCCCUACUCCAUAACUACGGUAGAUCAGAACAUCCAGUUGUCGGGGGUGCCGGGAUUUUCUGUAGGGGGUACCUACACCUUGAACACACCGUACAUUACGGGCAGAAACUACGGCAUUCAAUUCUCUGUGGCCGACUGUGAAAUCCAUACCGGAGGUACUUUGAAUUAUGGGACAUACACGGUCACUAUCGAGAUUACAGACCCAUGUGGCCGAAGUCAACAAAAGAAUCUGAUUGUUACUGUCAUUAACACGCCUCCCGAGAUCCUAAAUCUCCCAUCGUCUGUUGAUGUAUCCGAAUCUAUCCAACAUGAAACUCUCUUAUAUGCCCUGACACUACGAAAUGAGACCGGAAGUGAUACAGUCACGUGCUCCCUCAACACCACUUCUCCAGAAGGUGCACCUUUUCUCGUAAAAUACAUUUCUGGGACAGCUGAUUUUGGCGUGUAUUCUCUAGCAUCUCCAAAUUUUGACUAUGACAGCAACUCUUCUUUCGAAGUUGUGGUAGACUGCACAGAUUCCAUAACUACCGCCUCGGAGUCAUUGUUUGUAUACCUUAUCAAGAAUUCGGAACCAGUGGUUCAUAAUUUACCAAACGUGAUCACCAUAUCGAGCAGUACGCCAGUGGGAACUAUUGUGUUCGCUGUGAACAGCACUGACCAUGAGAACGAUCAGCUCACUCACUCUCUUAACUACUGCAUAAAAUGCCCGUUCACCAUUAGUCAAUCGGGGCACAUUUUCUUAAAAACAAGUAUCAAGGACGCCUCCAAAUUCUCCUACAAUCUUUACAUUGUCGUUUCCGACAAGUAUGGAACAGUCACAGAUAAGCUCUUAACAAUACUGGUUACUGGCGUGAACAGCGUUCCUGUCGUAAGCAAUUUGGACCAGACAGUCAAUGUACCCAAAACUGUUGCCAUAGGAACCGUGAUAUUUACCGCCAUCGUGUCGGAUGCAGACGGCGAUCCUUUGAGUUAUCAAUAUGAGUAUGAUCCAGUGGAAACUAUGUGGAAAUUUUCAAUGGAUGAAACAACUGGAAAGAUUUCUGUCAUCGAAGCUUUAGACUUUGGAGCUGAUAUUGCUUUAUACAAAUUCUCCUUUACGGUUAACGAUGGGAAAGCAUCGGCCCCAAAGGCAACAUUAAGCAUCAUCAUACAAUCUAGAAACGAACCACCCGAGUUUGCUCAUCAAGUCUACCACGUUUCACGUGAUGAGGCAAAAUCGGGAAGUAAGUUCGCAGAUCCCGGGUUUGUGGUCAGCGACCCAGACGCAGGGGACACGUGGACCUACGAGAUAGCGGAUGGGGAUGACUUCGGGCGGUUCAGUAUCGAUGCCAGCACUGGGAUUUUACAGUUUCGGACAGACUACAUUGUGGACAAGCCUGAAUCAAUGCAACCUUCUGUUGUUCUUAUCAUCGCGGCAGUGGAUACUCAAGGAACAAGUGGUACAACCACUUUGUCAGUCCACAUCUCGGAUGCAAACAACAAAACGCCGUAUUUCCCAAGCAAUCAGUAUCACGUGACCGUGAUCUACGAUGUUCCCGUGACGUCAUCGGUAGCUUACAUCACCGCGCUGGACGACGACUUUGGACCUACGUACAACCAGAUCAGCUACCACAUCGAAUCGAUACUGGACCAUCAGUAUUUUGACAUCGACGGUAAUGCGCUAUUAACCACUGCAAAAUCACUAAGACAAUUCGAAAACGGCACAAAACUGCUCACUCUCAUAAAGGCCACAGACAAAGGAAACAGGCAGUCAUCCGUGACGGUUACGGUGAAUGUCGUACCGGGAACCAGCAACAGUUUCUUUGACGACCCAGAAACUGUGGCAUGGUUUGCAGCACUGAUGACAUUGUUGGUCAUUUUGCUCGGAGCUGCUGUUAUUGGCCUGUACCGUUAUUGCAAAUAUGGCUAUGUGUUCUCAAAAAGAGGACUCUGUACAAGUUGCGAUGGCAAAAAGGUUCAUUUUGAGAAGGGAGGAAAUUAUGAGAAAGCCGACACCGAUAGACGUGACUCUCGAGUUAGCAUCAGUGAAUGGUCAGGUGACAAUGGCGACGUCACCAUGUGGAUGCCGUCAAAAUUUGAUAGCUGGAAUCAAAGGGCAAACACAAGAGGACUGCCUGCAGUCGUAGAAUUGUAACAUUCAUAGAAUAUUCGCUGCUGGAGUUACUCAUAUAACUGAAGUUAUUUUACAUUUGCUGUCAAUAAGUUUAUUGAUCCGUGACAACAAUCGAUUGGCACUGUGUAUUUCACUUUAUUAAAGCUAUACACGCUAUAUUUUGCGUCAUUUUGAAUAACGGUGAAAAUGUAUGUGUUUGAUUACUUAUAAAAGUUACCUUUUUGCUGUUAAUUACAAUGCCCAAUUUGAUCACGUAACAAAAAUAUCAUCAAUACAGUAUUAAACAAUAAAAAAAUAUUUAUUUCUCUGCCAGGAAAGUAAUGCCUCCUCAUGAAUAUCAAUCUAUCACGUGAUAUCGACAGCUAAAUUUAGUCUAUCAUAUAAAAAUUGGUGAAGGGUCAACAUCUUCAUAAUUGUAAUUGUUUAACAAAUGAAAUGGUAUUUUCAGUAAAGCUUAAAUUUGUACGAUACACGAGUGCAAACAAAAGGGAAAAAUACAAGCCUGUUUGUAUAUUAUUUUAUAUAUAUAUGAACUAGACUUUGACCCGUGCGUGCACGGGUUGACAUUGCAUAUGAUAUCGGACAUUUACGAAAUAGGUACAUCAACACAACAUAUUAUUGACAUUUACAUAACCAAGCUUUAAGCCUACAAUAAAGUUAUUAAUUUCACUAUACUCUGCUUAGUUAGAAUAAUCUAGAUAGAAUGUUCUAUAGUUAAAAUGACAGAUGUCCUACGGACCCGGUUUAUCGAUAGAAUUCGUCCCAACUACUCGCUUCGUAGCAAAUAUAAAAAUUAUAUCGCGCUGUAUCUCGCCUAAAUUUUCAUAUGAUUGUUUUCAAAUACCUACAGUGUUGCUCUUUUAUAAUCCCAUAUUACCACAUUAACUGUUUUUGCAACGAAAUCACUGCCACUUUUAAAAUCACGUUUGAAAAUUCGCCGUUUUUGAUCGCCAUGUUAAUGAUAAAAUCCGAGACAUUCCGAGUGCGAUUUCCGACAAUAUGGCAGGCAAAUUCAAACGUGUAUCUUAACAAAAUGCCUUGGUACGACUCAUUAAAUGGAUAUUUUGUGGAAUAAACUACAUAUGCAUGUUCAAAAAGGUUUGUAAUGUACAAAAAUGUGAUUUUCCCCUGCAGAUUAUUUUUAACAGACUUAAAAUGGACGCGAAGCUGAUCCGCUUCGCGGCUGCUACAUUGCAAGUAUAUUGGACGAAUUCUUACUGUGACCUGAGCGUAGCGUGGUCACGGUAAGAUUAUUCUUUCUUAGAAUAAUCUAACUGUGUCUCGGUACAGGCCUUUUCACCACAGUUAAAAUGCCUCCUAUAUAUACCGGUAAUAUGGCCAAAAAUUGCAGAAUCGCCCCGAAACGAUUUUGGAGAAAAUUAAUGAAGCUGUAUUGAAAACAACAGUCAAAUUAUUCAUAACAAACCAUUUGAUGCUGUAGAUACCUUUCAUCUAAAAUUUUAAAAAUUGCAGAAUAUUGCUCUGAAACGAUUUUGGAGAAAAUAAAUGAAGCUGCAUGGAAAACAACAGUCAAAUUAUUCAUAACAUACCAUUUUGAUGCUGUAAAUACCUUUCAUCUAAAAAUUCAAUUCAUAUGAUUGAAGAAUUCAACACUUUUUCACAAACGUUUUUUCCUAGCUGACAUUCGGAACUCUCGGGAUUUUUCUUAUUAAAUGCACCGAGUUAGAGUUAUCUCCCGUAUUUUCUUUGAUAAACAGAAUAUAAAGCGAAUUUUCAAAGAAAAUUUACAGUAUUUGUAUUAUCGUUUCUGAGUUUAUCCAUGCAAAUGUGAUAUUGUGGAAACAUAAACUAAGAUCCUCCCGUGAUUUAGCGUGAAUGUAAUGCGCAUGCGCUAGAUUGUAAAAUCCAAAAAAUUCAGAUGAUUUCCGGAUUUUUUAAAGAAAUUUUCGUUGAUUAUUAAUUGGCGAAGCUUGAUUGAGAAGAAAUAAAAACAAAUUGGUAAUCUAUAAGUACCAAUGACGUAAAAAAAAAAUAAAACAAAGACAGUAAUUAACCGAUUUCUCGGUAUUAAAGCCCAACAUUUCGAGUCUAUUAUUUUAAUAUAGUAGUAUAGAUAGAUACUUCCUUUAAAAAAAUAACUUAAACCUAUGUGUUUCCCAUAUGUGCUAUAUUUAGAUCCUGUAAGUGUUAAUGCAAAAGUAAGGGUAUCGUGAAUGACAUACGUAUUUUACUCAUUAUACAUGUAUUUAUUUCAAAUUACCAACUGCUAAGCAUAUUAAAAAUCAAGUCGGAUAUUUAAUUAGGCAAAUUAUAACGGCCUGAUUUCCUGCGGACAUGCGCAAUGAGGUCGGUUUCGCUCUUCUUUCAUCAAUAUUCAUGAGAAGGUAAUACUUUCCUGGCAGGAAAAUAAACAAUUAAAAAUCUAUAUCUCUGUAACGAGAUGGAAUUUACCAUUGUAAUUUACAGAAUAAAGGUAACUUUUAUAAGUAGACAAACACAUGCGUUACCACUGUCAUUCAAAAUUGACGCAAAUUAUAGCGUGUAUAGCUUUAACAAGUCUUCUUAUUUGUUUGACUAUUGUCUGUUCUUUUCUAAAUCUAAAUAUUAUAUUUUGUAUAUUAUCCCACUAAGUUUUGACUUUGAAAUUGUUGGAACUUUUGUUGGCAUAUUUAAUAAAGAUCUGUUUUAAUUUUGUCAUAUUUUUCAAUGUCUACACAAUCUUUA